AGAGGGAGCCAAAAAGAAAUCAAUAGAGGCUGCUAACAAUCCAACCCCGACACCAACCAACAACUGUUGUGGCGCUGGAUUUCUCUGCAAUUGCUGAAGCAACUUGCCUAAGAGAUUAAGAGUUCGGUUUGCAUUAUAUAGCAUGCAAAUCGGUGGAUUCGGAUUCAUUUGGCAUCUGAGAAAAUUGUAAAUUGGGGUGGAAACAGGUCUCGGUGGAUUUAUAGUUCUGUGAAUCGUGUAGAAAUCUGCUUAUUGAGCAAUGCAACCACAGCAGGGCUCCAGAAUCAAUUUAGGCGAAUUAAAAGCUCAGAUAGUGAAGAAGAUUGGGGCUGAGAGGUCAAAAAGGUAUUUUUAUAAUUUGAGUAGGUUUUUGAGCCAGAAGCUUAGUAAAAGUGAGUUCGAUAAGUCAUGUUACCGCAUUCUGGGAAGGGAAAAUCUGCCACUGCAUAACCAGUUGAUACGUUCAAUAUUGAAAAAUGCAUGUCAGGCUAAGACUCCACACCAGUUCAUGAAGUAGGUCCCUAAUCUUCGAUACGAAAUGUGAAAAGUUGCUGGUAGAGAUGAUGGGCAUGAGCCAAUUGGAUCCCUUGUACCCAACCUGAAUCCAAACAUGGCUAUUUCUUCAAAUGGGGUUUUGUCAUUGUCAUCCCUGCGAAAGGUUAGAUCUGGAAUACAGGAUAGAAAGCUCAGGGAUCGACCCAGCCCGUUGGGGCCAAAUGGAAAAGUUGAGAGUUUCUCACAUCAAUCCAUGGGUACUGAAGACAAUGGCAAUAAAUUGGGUCUAGAAAAUGGGGAUUUGACGUCAUAUGACUAUCAGAGACCAUUGCAGCAUCCUCAAACAGUUGCCGAGCAGCCUGAAAUUGAAAGAGAAGGUUUGGGGGGUUCCACAGGAAAACCAAGGGUGCUUAUCAAAGGUCUAACUGAAGGAGCUGUUGUUGAAGAUGGGGAGGGGGUGGAGCAAGCCAGCCACAUUGAUUUCUCUAGAAAUCCUUUGCUUGCACCUCUUGGGAUUCCAUUUUGCUCAGCUAGUGUUGGUGGGGCCCACAAAGCUAUGCAUGUGGCAAGCAUUGGCGAGUUCAUUAGUUACUAUGACAGUGGUAGUUUGUAUGAUACUGAGACAUUGAAGAAACGUAUGGAACAGAUCGCAGCAGCGCAGGGCCUUGGAGGGGUUUCAUUGGAAUGUGCUAAUAUGUUGAACAACAUGUUGGAUGUAUACUUGAAAAGACUGAUUAGAUCAUGUGUCAAUCUGGUGGGAUCAAGAUCUACAUGUGAAUUGAGACAGCACUCUGCCCACACGCAGCAGCCCCAAAGCAAGCUUGUUAAUGGUUUUUGGUCAAGUAGUCACAUGCGUAUGAAGAGUAGCUCUGGGCCUACAGAAGUUUUGCAGGAAAAGCGGCAAGGGUGCUCAAUUUCUUUGCUUGAUUUCAAAGUUGCAAUGGAGCUAAAUCCCCAGCAGCUGGGUGAAGAUUGGUCAUUGCUUCUGGAAAAAAUCUGUAUGCUUUCGUUUGAAGAAUGAACUCCCAACAAAAA
This is a messenger RNA of Hibiscus syriacus, 1530 nucleotides long. RefSeq lists its product as uncharacterized. Gene Ontology annotation, molecular function: transcription coactivator activity. NCBI's taxonomy places the organism in Eukaryota, Viridiplantae, Streptophyta, Magnoliopsida, Malvales, Malvaceae. The transcript is spliced from 2 exons. The record is from RefSeq and is a predicted model, not a curated record. Gene Ontology annotation, biological process: regulation of transcription by RNA polymerase II. Gene Ontology annotation, cellular component: SAGA complex.